GCGAACAUGUCGCCAUGGGCGGUGAAUAAUAACUUGGCUUAUGGUUAUGCCGCUACGACUAUUCACGGCCAUAAUGAGUCGAGUUGGCGCUGCGCUUGCUACAACAACAAAACCAUGAUCAUCCAGGCAACGAACACGGAGCGCGACUUGGUCUUGAAUCCAUUCGACCUUCUAGUCCCCGGAGGCGGCGUGGGUCCUUUCGACGGCUGCAGAGAGCAGUACGGCGGGCCCUUCCCUGGCCAGCAGUACGGCGGCGUCUCGUCGCGGUCCGAGUGCGACAGCUCCAGCAUGCCCGCAAUAUUGAAGGACAGGUGCUACUGGCGAUUCGACUGGUUCAUGAACGCGGACAACCCGACCGUGAGCUUCAAGCAGGUCAAGUGGCCGAAUCAGCUGACCGCAAUCUCAGGGUGCAUCAGGGACGAUAAUUUGAUGCUUUCAAAUCCUUGA
Messenger RNA from Microdochium trichocladiopsis, 447 nucleotides. RefSeq names its product RlpA-like double-psi beta-barrel-protein domain-containing protein-containing protein. Gene Ontology annotation, biological process: carbohydrate metabolic process. Lineage: Eukaryota; Fungi; Ascomycota; Sordariomycetes; Xylariales; Microdochiaceae. Gene Ontology annotation, molecular function: cellulase activity. The annotation marks the transcript as partial. The transcript has 3 exons. The record is from RefSeq and is a predicted model, not a curated record.